Molecule: messenger RNA, 975 nt
Organism: Astyanax mexicanus (Mexican tetra)
Lineage: Eukaryota; Metazoa; Chordata; Actinopteri; Characiformes; Acestrorhamphidae
Product: glutathione S-transferase theta-3
Exons: 5
Coding region: 54-779 (241 amino acids)
Biological process (GO): glutathione metabolic process
Cellular component (GO): cytoplasm
Molecular function (GO): glutathione transferase activity
Source: RefSeq, a predicted model, not a curated record
GGGUGCAGGAGGCUCAGUUUUUCGUAACGGCUAACUGAAGGAGAGGCUGGAAAAUGGGGCUCGAAAUUUAUCUGGAUCUUUUUUCACAGCCGUGUCGCUCGGUUUACAUCUUCGCCAAGAAGAACAACAUUCCGUUUGAGUUUAAGAAGAUUUCCCUGAUGGCAGGUGAGCAUUAUAAUGAAGAUUUUGGAAAGGUCAGUGCUUGGAGAAAAGUACCUGCGAUCAAAGACGGAGACUUUUGCCUGUGUGAAAGUGUUGCCAUUAUGAUGUACUUGGUGGAGAAGUACAACACCCCUGAUAACUGGUAUCCAGCUGACUUGCAGAAGAGAGCGAGGGUGAAUGAAUAUCUGUCCUGGCAGCAUUCAGCAAUGCGCCCCCAUGGAAGCAAGAUGUUCUGGUUAAAGCUCAUGAUUCCAAAGGUCAUGGGUGUAGAGGUUCCUCAGGAGAAGAUGGAUGCAGCCAUAGAGGAUCUGAAUGGCUCCCUGAAGCUCAUUGAGGAGAACUUCCUUCAGGACAAACCAUUCAUUGCAGGAGACCAAAUCUCACUGGCUGACCUGGUCGCUAUUGUGGAAAUGAUGCAGCCGGUGGGUGCAGGUUUGGAUGUGUUUGAGAAACGGCCCAAACUGAGUGCGUGGAGGGACCGUGUUCGGGACGCUAUUGGCAGUGAGCUUUUUGACGAAGCCCACCAGGGCAUCCUCUCAGCUCAGGAAAUGGCUAAAACGAUGGAUGGCAGCAAACUGCAGCACUUUAAACCCAAGAUCCUCAAAACGUUCCUGUGAAGAUCCGACAUAAACCAUUUCUAUCUAAAAUCUACUUGUCAACAUUGUGUAAUCUGAUGAUGACUGGCAUGUUAUAAAAGAAAAACUCAAAUAAAAUGUACAAUACAAACGUUUACUAUCGAGUAAAAUGAGUAAUUCACUCAGAUUUACUUUUCAGCCCUCUUCAGUUGUUAUUAAUAAAAUCUACUUAACAAUU